AUCUGAACAAACCAAAGCAUGUUAUAAGCAGCUAUUUGAUGAGAUAGAAAAAAAUUCUGAUGAGACCUAUAUGUCUCAAAUUUUAAAAAGAAUUUGGCCUAGUGGUGAUGCCUCUAAAGAAAAUAUAGCAUAUGCUAUAGCUGUAACACAAACUAUGCUUAAUCCCAAAUAUAACAAAAUAACAAUGUUGGAUACUGUUGUUAAAACUUUAAUUACAAAAAAUUUA
Molecule: messenger RNA, 226 nt
Organism: Cetraspora pellucida
Lineage: Eukaryota; Fungi; Glomeromycota; Glomeromycetes; Diversisporales; Gigasporaceae
Source: the annotation of a GenBank genome assembly